AUGUGGAGAGAAAUCAGACUCUUGGCUGACUCUAAGCCUGUUGUUGCAUCAAUGGCUGAUGUGGCAGCUAGUGGAGGAUAUUACACGGCAAUGGGAACUGGAAUUAUAGUUGCAGAAAAUCUAACAUUGACUGGUUCAAUUGGAGUUGUGACAGACCUUUUCAGUAGCUAUGGUGAUGAGUUUUGUAUGAGCAGAAACCAACUGGAUAAAAGAGAUAAUGAUUCCACAAGAAAUGCAUGGCCCAAGUCAGGAGUCAUUACUGCAUUACUGCAUGCAAUUGCUGUAAUUCUCACCUUAGACAAGUUUAGAAUGCAGGAUAAGCUACUUAUAUUAGACGGUAAAACUGGAGCAGUGGAUUAUGCCGAUCUUCGAGUUACUCUUGUUGAGCUGGUUAAACCAUCGCCAUCGCUGCCAGAGAUUUUAACUGGCAUAGGAAACUCUCUCGUCGGAGCAGACAGAGUUUUGAAACAACUAUUGGAUGAAUUGGCAGUUUCUGAUGGAAUUCAAGCGCGCAUGGACGGGAUUAUGUUUCAAAAGUUGGAAGGGGCUGAUUAUUCCAGUCCUAUAUUGACGAUGGUGAAAGAUUACCUGGGUUCACUUUGA
Messenger RNA from Coffea arabica (coffee), 603 nucleotides. RefSeq names its product serine protease SPPA, chloroplastic-like. Lineage: Eukaryota; Viridiplantae; Streptophyta; Magnoliopsida; Gentianales; Rubiaceae. Gene Ontology annotation, biological process: proteolysis. Gene Ontology annotation, molecular function: peptidase activity. The record is from RefSeq and is a predicted model, not a curated record.